Ictalurus punctatus (channel catfish) is the source of this 8084-nucleotide messenger RNA. RefSeq names its product adenylate cyclase activating polypeptide 1a (pituitary) receptor type I (gene adcyap1r1a). Gene Ontology annotation, molecular function: vasoactive intestinal polypeptide receptor activity; G protein-coupled peptide receptor activity; peptide hormone binding. Gene Ontology annotation, biological process: adenylate cyclase-modulating G protein-coupled receptor signaling pathway; cell surface receptor signaling pathway. Gene Ontology annotation, cellular component: neuron projection; plasma membrane. NCBI's taxonomy places the organism in Eukaryota, Metazoa, Chordata, Actinopteri, Siluriformes, Ictaluridae. The transcript is spliced from 15 exons. The record is from RefSeq and is a predicted model, not a curated record. Bases 363 to 1796 code for a protein of 477 amino acids.
AUGAGUACUGCGGUGUUGGAUAAUAUCUUACAGGGAGGAUCUUUUAGUCGACUAGUCUAGUUCUGGUGCUUUAGGACACCGUUUAUAUCAAAUCCACGCUUUAGGAAAGACUAGAAGGCAAACAGUAAGCUAGAGCAUGCUCUUUGCCUAGCUCUGCCCCGCAGUGACUGUGCGCGUGUGUGCGCGUGUGUGCGCAAACCGCACGCAUGACUCGCGCGUUCUCCCGGGUACCACAAUCAGACCCCAAAGCGAAAAGAGGGAUCGCAGGCGUCCCAGCAGUGCCCGAGAUGGUGAUUUUACACUGAGGAGUCACCGAGGCUGCGUGGAGGCUGCAUUAAUCGCUCCAGACACCAGCAGACAGAAUGAAGCGACCUGGGGCCAUCUUCCUCCCCCUGUUCCUCCUCCUCAGUAUCUCUCUGCCCGUACGAGCCUUGAUCUCCAACUGUGUCAUCAAGCGAGAGCAGGAGAGAUGCAUGGAGAGGAUCGCGCUUCACGACCCAGCACAGGACCAGGAGUUCGGUUGUGCUUGGGAGUGGGAUAACCUGACGUGUUGGGAGGCGACGAGCGUGGGCGACAUCGUGGUGGUCAGCUGCCCCGAGCUCUUUGAGUUCAUGAGCCCUGAGGAACGUCUGGGGAAGAUCAGUAGGAAUUGUACAGAGGACGGUUGGUCAGAGCCUUACCCACAUUACGUGGAAGCUUGUCUGUCUGAGGAAAAUGCCACCAAGCCGGAUAUGUACUAUGCAUCAGUGAAGGCUCUGUACACUGUGGGAUACAGCACGUCUCUGGUAUCCCUCACCACCGCCAUGGUCAUCCUCUGCAGGUUCAGGAAGCUGCACUGCACCAGGAACUUCAUCCACAUGAACCUGUUCGUGUCGUUCAUCCUGAGAGCCAUCUCUGUCUUCAUUAAAGACGGGGUGCUGUAUGCCGAGGAGGAUAGCGACCACUGUUUUGUCCACACGGUGGCGUGUAAGACGGUGAUGGUGUUCUUCCAUUACUGCGUCAUGUCCAACUACUUCUGGCUGUUCAUCGAGGGCCUGUAUCUCUUCACUCUGCUGGUGGAGACCUUCUUCCCUGAGAGGAAAUACUUUUACUGGUACACCCUCAUUGGCUGGGGAACUCCAACUAUUUGUGUGACUAUAUGGGCGGUUCUGCGGCUGCACUUUGACGACUCUGGUUGCUGGGAUAUGAAUGACAACACUGCCCUCUGGUGGGUCAUCAAGGGACCUGUUGUGACUUCAAUUAUGAUUAACUUUGUGCUCUUCAUCGGGAUCAUCAUCAUCCUCGUCCAGAAGCUGCAGUCUCCAGAUGUCGGAGGGAACGAGUCUAGCAUUUACCUCAGCUGUGCUCAGAAAUGCUUCAGUGAGCCCGCACAGGCUGUCCAGCAUUCGUGCAGGAUGUCAGAGCUUUCUACCAUCACCCUGAGGUUGGCUCGCUCCACUCUGCUGCUCAUCCCUCUGUUCGGGAUCCACUACACAGUGUUCGCCUUUUCCCCUGAAGAUGUCAGCAAACGGGAGAGGCUAGUGUUCGAACUCGGACUCGGCUCUUUCCAGGGCUUCGUGGUGGCUGUGCUGUACUGCUUCCUGAACGGCGAGGUGCAGUCAGAGAUCAAGAGGAAAUGGCGCAGCUGGACGGUGAACAGGUACUUUGCUGUGGACCUGAAGCAGCAGCGUCACCCUUCGCUAGCGAGCAGUGGCGUGAACGGGGGGACGCAGCUUUCCAUCCUGAGCAAGAGCAGCUCGCAGAUCCGCAUGUCCAGCCCCCAGGCCGAGAGUGCCACCCUCAACCUGCCAACCUGAACGUCUGAUUGGAUGAGCCAGCUCUAAAUCCGCCCCUUAAAUCCGCCCCCUUCUGAUUAAACCCUACUCUAGCCGUGGGGUCUCGCUCCCUGGACAGGCCGAAGAGGCUCUCUAAUUAUCAAUACUUUUCAAUACAUUAAUGAAAUAAAUAGAUGAUACAUAACACAUAAACUAAGCUUUUGUUAGAAAAUUUGCUACAUUAAGAGCAUCGUUGUUAGUCAAGGAUGGACGUGCUCAAUUAUAUUUUUGAAGAUUUCUGACAGAUUCACUUCAACGCACGUUGCUCAUAUUUGGUGCAGAAUAUUUCAACGUUCUGUCCAAUCAGAUGGGUAGAACAUCUGAUCUCAGACGACCCACAAUCCAUUUCAGUCUUGGAGCAUUUUGCAGCCCAAGCGGGUUACGGAGACAUACAUCGUUCCUAUUAAUGAAUAACGAAUAACUGCAAAUAAAUUCAGAUAUAAGAGGAGCGUCGGGUAGGAACGGACUAAAUGGUAUCUGAUUACAAAAAUCUGCUACUUGGAUACAUCUAAAAUAAUACCUGUGAUCAGAAUAAUUGCCUUGUGCCAAUUAAUUUCUGAUUAAAUAGUCAUUUUGUGUCGUGCAAACCUCAAAAUACUAUCGCUGUGUAAGGAAUAAAACACUUUGUGGGGUGUACUGUUAUAUGAAAAUGAUCAACUUUCCUUUAACAGCAUGCUCUCAAGUGUUUUAUUCCUUUUAUACGACAGCAACUUACCAACAAUAACAAUUUAUUAAAAUGUAUUAAUGAACAUGUGACACUUCGCACUUUUUAUCCACUUAUAGUUACAGUAAUUCAAUGAAAUAACUUACAGUGUUGUGGAACGUCUGUGAGAUAGCAUUUCUCUCUCUCUCACUCUCUCUCUCUCUCUCUUCUGAUCUUGCUCGCUCUCAAAGCUGUUAAGACAAAAAAAAAAAAAAAAAAUCCUUUGUCCUAAAGAAUUUUUUGUGUCAGAAAACGUGCAGACGCUGACACUGGAGACUCCUUCCGUAAACAUGAAAUUGAUGUUAAAUAAUAUUACAUUUCAUUCAGAUUACAUUUCCUCAGUCAUCUUCCCAGCAUUAUUACAGAGUAUGAUCCGUUUUAAACCCUUAUUAAAAUGGUUAAAAUGGUAUAUUUUUCUCUCAUGAAACUUUAUUUACAUAAUACAUAUUUGGAAAUAAAGCGCGACAGAUGUACAGAGCGAAUCUAUUUGUAUUAAAGAACUCUGUGUUUCUGCCAUUUUUCAUCAAUAGUAAGAAGUGCCAAAAUAUGAUUACGUCUGAUCUGUAAGAUAGUAUUGUUUGUUUUUUCAAAGCGACCAUAUAAAAGAAAUCCAUAUAUUCAGCAUUGCUUGUAAAAAUGGCUAAAGCUACUGUAACGAAAUGUGUGUUUCGAUAAAAACAUUUAUUUUAUUUUAUUUUGCAAUUUAUUUCACAAUCAGCCGCAAGUACAGAGUAUGUCAACAACAUAAAGGCUCGGGAAUUAGAAUACAUAUUUACGUAAACAUAGUAUUAGUUUAAAUGUUGCUAUUUCUUUUGUUUGUAAGUUGUUAAUAGGCCAGUACUGCAAGUGUGACUCUGUAGCUAAAUGCUAAAAAAAAAAUUCAACAUCUGAUAUCAAAACACGUUUGUUUUUUUUAUUUAAAAAAAAAGGAAAAAGACAUUUACGUUACAAAAUGUGCCAUAUAAUCGUAUAAACGUUUAAGAAGCUGUACGCUAUCGUAAUUGAUUGGUUGACAACUAACGAAAUUCUACCUGCAUAGUGAAAAAAUGUGUCUUUGUGGUCACGAAUUCAAUUUUAUUUCACUAUGCAGAUUUUUUUUUUGUUUUAUUAUUGGUAAUAUAAUAAUGCUUAGUCGUGCUUAAAAGUUUGUGAAACCUUUAGAACUUCCUAUAUUUCUGCAUAAAUUUUCACACAAGUCCUAAAAGUAGAUAAAGAGAACCCAAUUAAACAAAUGAGGCAAAAAUAUUAUACUCGGUCAUUUAUUUAUUGGGGAAAAUGAUCUCUAAAGGCCUCUCUCACAUUGGCUGAUGUUAAUGUUCAUGAGUCCACUAUCAGGAGAACACUGAAUAAUAAUAAUGGUGUACAUGGCAGGGUUGCAAGGAGAAAGCCACUGCUUUCCAAAAAGAACAUUGCUGCCCCUUGCUGUUUGCUAACGGUCACAUGGACAAGCCAGAAGGCUACUGGACAAAUAUUUUGUGGAUAGAUGAGACCAAAAUAGAAUUUGUUGUUUAAAUGAGACGCGUUAUGUUUGGAGAAAGGAAAACACUGCAUUCCAGCAUAAGAACCUUAUCUCGUCUGUGAAACAUGGUGGUGGUAGUAUCAUGGUUUGGGACUGUUUUGCUGCAUCUGGGUCGGGACGACUUGCUCAUUGAUGGAACAAUGAGUUCUGAAUUAUACCAGCGAACUCUAAAUGAAAAUGUCAGGACAUCUGUGUGUGAUCUGAAUCUCAAGAGAAAGUGGGUCAUGCAGCAAGACAAUGACCCUAAGCACACGAGUCGUUCUACCAAAGAAUGGUGAAAGAAGAAUAAAGUUAAUGUUUUGGAAUUCAAGUCAAAGUCCCAACCUUAAUGCAAGAGAAAUGUUGUGUUAGCAGUUCAUGUGAGGAAACCCACCAACAUCCCAGAGUUGAAGCUGUUCUGUACUGAGCAAAACGGGCUAAAAUUCCUCCAAGCCGACGUGCAGGACUCAUCAACAGUUACCACAAACAUUUAUCUGCUGUUAUUGCUGUACAAGGGGGUCACACCAGAUACUGAAAGCAAGGGUUCACAUACUUUUGCCACUCACAGAUAUGUAAUAUUGGAUCAUUUUCCUCAAACAAUAAAUGACCACUUUAAGGACUUUUUUUUUUUUGUUGAAAAUCUGAUGUUUUAGGUCAAGGGUUCACAAACUUUCAAGCAGCACUGUAUAUUAAAUUAUUAAAAUAGAAUAAUUGCAUAUUAUAUUAUAUUAUAUGAUAUUACCAACUCUUCAAAGUGCCUGCUGGUCAAUUAUUUAUAUCUCACUUCAAAAAAACCUAAAUAUUAAAAUUUUCACUGAUAUUGAAUUAAAAAUAAUAUACUACUGAUGUCUUUUUUUUUAGCUUACAGUACUGAAAGCAGUGAAUAUCCAGUACUAUUAUAGUUAGGAAUAUAUAUAUUAAAAAAAAAAAUCUGUUGGUGCACCACAGACUGUGAUCACGUUCAUCGUAAACAACGUAAACUGCAAAUAAAGAAUUUUAGGGCUAAAAACGUUUCAAAUGUAUGACUGAUAGGGAAUAAUUCUCAGACCCUUUACAAAGUGUAGUCUGAUGUCAAAUCUAGUCACGCAACCAAAAUUUUGCUGACAAUCAUAUUUCUUUUCUUCCUCUUCUUCUUCUUCUUCUUAUUUUUUUUUUAUUUUUUUUUAAUGUAUCCUUACUGUGAUUUAUUUGGGGACAUAAACAUUGCCGUGUUUGCUAAGUGUGCUUUCAGUCUCGUUCGGUCAGAAAUACGUGUAUGUAGAACAUUAGCUCAGCUGAACCAGUCAUUAUCUUGUGAAUGAAGAAAAAAAAAAAUUUUAAAAAUCAAUGUGCGAUAUGAAAAUGCGUUCAGGAUGAGAAGGUCACGUUCUAUCAAACAUCGACAUUUUAAAUAGUUUUAAUGUUUCGGUGAUUGUCCUGUAACUGCUUUGUGUUGACCGUCUCUCCGUCGGUUAAGAGUUCGAGUAUGAUUCGCGUGUCUCGGUAUAUCAGUGUGAAGCUUCAUAUAUAACAUGCUCCAAGUGAUGGGUUCACCUUAUAAGGAUGUGAGAGGUUCACAAACCCUAAUUAAUUAAUGAAUAUCGGUGUCAAUAAAAUGAAAAUUAACAAUGGGGGGGAGGAAGGGCACAACAGAAUGCACAGCAGUCUAAUAAAGGAAUACAGCAUGUUUAUUUUCAGUUUAAUCUCUAAUCAAUGCAUCUGUAACCUUCAUGUGAUUACUACUGAUAAAAAUCAUGAUGUUUACUGAAACAUCUCUACUGAAAAAAACAACGGUAAACCCAUUUAGUCCAAAUUCACUCGUAAUGGAAGUCUAAGUGCAGCUGUUAAAGGUUCUGAGGAAACCGGAUUCUGGUCCGGAAUGCUUGUUUGGGUUUGGAUGGGCUACUCUAUCUCUCGGGCCACCAAAGUUCCUGAGGGCAGAGCUUUGUGAACAUGGGUGGGAAUGGAGCAGCGAGCUAAAGAAUCAAAAUGUUAAACACACCAUGUACUUCCAAAAGGUCUUAGGAUGAGCCAGAAUAUUAGAGAGUAUCUUAGUAAAACAAGGCUUUUUUUUUUUUUUUUUACCCAAUCUUCCAGUAAAAAUGUAUGCGCAUAAAUAGAAAUGUCACCGAUCAGACAACCAGUAUCACUAUCGGGCUGAUAGUAGCUAGAUAAUUAGAUAAAUAAAUAAAUAAAUAAAUAAAUAAAACCAAUGGAUGAUCAUAUAUCAGGCAAAAACAUGUAACUCCGUAACAAAUAGCAAAGAUUAGAACUGGAUUUGGAAAAGAAAUUUUGUUUUGAAACUGGAAACGUUCACAUAUAACGAGUCUUAACUGUUUUUUUCUUGUGUUAGGAUUCUUUUUUGUACCUAAUUAUACUUUCAACUGCGUAAUAUUUAUUUUAUUUUCAAGUUCAGUGGCUUUCGUGUGAAAGAGUUUACCCGUGAAGUGUUUCAGCUAAAAAAAAAAAAAAAAAACACACCUGUUAGUAAUCAUUUGUAUCAGUUUUUAACAAAAAACAAUAUCAGAUGUGUAUCGAUAUCAGUUGAUACUCAAGGUUUCAGUAUUGAUAUCGGUGAAGCAGUCCUUCCAGGAUUUCACGAUCACAUCAACAAAUGUAGAAUUAAGCAUAGUCAGCAAUUCGGAGUUCGGAGGAGCUUGCGAUUUUUUCGAAAUGACACGGCAUUCAGCCAAAGCCGUCUUCGAGUCACGUGCGUCCAACAUGAGUACUGCUAAAAGGUCUCAUUUACCAGCAAACAUCACUAUGAAAGAGCGUGCACAACAGCAAAUUCCCCGGUUAAAGCAGUUUUCCGCAAAAAAAAAAAAAAAAAACUGCAAGCCGCAACAAAAACAAGCAUUUUUGGUUGGACCGAUCGCAAAAAAAACAUCAUCUGAUCUCUAAAUGGAUUAAGUAUACAGAUUUUGAGCUUAAAAUGAAUUCUCAGGAUUCAAGAACUGCCCUUAGACUUCCAUGAUAAAUGAGUUUGCUCUAUUUUCACUACAAAAAAGCGUUGUAUGCAACAUACAGUACGUAAUUCAGGUUUUUGUUGUUGUUGUUUGUUGGUUUUAGGUUGUUGUUUUGGGUUUUGUUAAGCAUUGGGGCACUCCUUUAAGAAUCAUUGGAAUACUUGUGCUCUAAUUUCAGCUUGUACGCUUAUACAGUUUAUUUAUUUGCGUGUUUUCUUGAUUAUUUUUUUUAACCGUAUAACAUGAAGAGUGUACAGAGAGAACAAAUGAUGUGUUGACCUGACUGAGAUGCAAAUGUUUUGAAUGUGAAAAUGUAUUCUGAAAGAAAGAAAGAUUGCGUAAGAUGUUAUGCACCUGCAUGUAAAAUAGAAAAAGGAGAAGGGGGGUUGGGGGAGCUGCUGCUUUUUGUGUUCUUGACACCAGCUGUCUUUCUGAGUGAGCGUGCUCAGAAGGUAACGACCAUGUCUCGAAGCUGUUAUAUACCAAUGCCAGCUGUGUGUGUGUGUGUGUGUGUGUGUGUAUGUGUGCGCGUGUGUGCCUGUGUGUGUUGCAUUUGCCUUCCACUGGGUGGUGUUAUGUUCUUUUCUUUCAUUACUGCGCUCAUCAUGAAGAGAGCCUUUAAAUCCACACAUGGCUCUCGUUGACUCGUCGUAGAGCGGCGUAGAUGUGCUUUUCGGACCUUGAAUGUACUGAACAGAAUUGUAUUGUACUUUCAGAAUAAGUCGUUGUGUAUCAUAGCCUGCUUUGUUUUCUUUCUUCUUUUCCAUGAUGUAUUGUAAAGCUUCUUGGUAAACAGCUGCGCGUUUUUUUUUCUACAUGUAGAAAGUCAUUGUAGAUGAACUUGGUAUUUCUGAUGUCUGUGCCAAAUUUUGUAUCUGUAUAUGGAUUUUUAUUGUCUGCUUUGGAGUGAUACGGGAGUGAGGAUGCAGUCUGAGAUGGCCUCGUCGUUAAUAGUCAGUGGUUGUUCAUGGACAAAUAAAAAAAAUUUAUAAAAAAAAAAAAAGGAUGAAGAUGAAGACAAAAACUCUGUAUUCAAAACAGGGACACUGGUUGUGUAACAUUCUUUGAGAAUAUAUCAUUAUUUCUUUGUAAAAGUGCCAAAAUAUUCAAUAAAUAGAUGAAUC